AUGGAUACGACCGGCCACAGCGUCCUCCUCCUCCAGCAGCUGAACAUGCAGCGGGAGUUUGGCUUUCUGUGUGACUGCACAGUUGCCAUUGGAGAUGUUUACUUCAAAGCCCACAGAGCGGUGCUCGCUGCUUUUUCAAACUAUUUUAAGAUGAUAUUUAUUCAUCAGACAAGCGAAUGCAUAAAGAUUCAGCCCACAGACAUCCAGCCUGACAUAUUUAGUUACUUGUUGCAUAUCAUGUACACCGGGAAAGGGCCAAAGCAGACCGUCAGCCAGAGCCGACUGGAGGAGGGCAUCCGCUUUCUCCACGCAGACCACCUCUCCCAUAUCGCGAUCGAGAUGAACCAAGUAUUCUCCCCAGAGCCGGUCCAGUCUUCAAACUUGUACGGGAUCCAGAUCUCGACCACACACAAACCGGCGAAGGAACGCCUGGGAGUGAAGGAGAGUCUGCCCAAGGCGGGCAGCAGGUCUGCUGCCCAGGGCGAUCACCCGCAGCUGCAGCUCUCUCUGGCCAUCGGCCUGGACGACAGCUCCCUUGACCAGCAGGUCGCUUGCCCCUCUGCUCAGCCCCCUGCUCUCGCCAAGCCAGCGGAAGAGCAUCCGAAGCUCUCGGUCUCCAUAAAGCAGGAGAGGUGCGACUCGGAGCCUGUGGUGUCCCAGAGCUGCACCCCUCCUUCUCCGGAGGUAGCAAGCCCCAUCUUUGCUAAGGCCAGCCUCAAGGUGCACUUGUGUCACUACUGCGGGGAGCGUUUUGACUCCCGAGGGGGGCUGCGGGAGCACUUGCACACCCACGUCUCGGGCUCGCUGCCGUUCGGCGUGCCGGCCUCCAUCCUGGAGAGCAGCGACCUGGGGGAGGUGCAGCCUCUGGCUGAGGACAGGGAGGCUGGGGAUGGCCACCGGCUGGGGGCCUUCCUCCUCAAGGAGGACGAGCAUCAGCUGGAGCAUCCGAGCUGCAGCGACCUGGAGCCUCUGCAGAUCGGCCAGCUCUCCCUCAUCUCCAAGGACCACGAACCGGUAGAGUUGAACUGUAACUUUUCUUUCUCGAGAAAGAGAAAAAUCAGUUGCACCGUCUGUGGCCGCACGUUUUUCCGGAAGAGCCAGCUGCUCGAGCACAUGUACACGCACAGGGGGAAACAGCACAAGUACAGCCGCUGCCAGCGGCUGGAGAGCCCCGUGACCCCCAGGUUUCGUCCUUACUGUGACAGUGAGAGCAUGGGGAAGAGCUCCAGUUUAUCCCAAGACCACUUAGACGAAUGUAUACUGGAGUCAGAUCUCAUCCAAGAAAGUGUUGAUACGAUCCUGGUAGAGUAGUUCUCCCCCUGUGUAGCCUUUAGGUGCUGAAACUGGAUAUUUUGGCAUUUUCCACCUAGUGAGAAGCUGCUCUCUGGAGCUGAUUUUCUUCAACCACCAUUCUCAUUGCCUCUGAGAUAACUGUGAAGAACUGUGUACUUUGAUUUGUGUACUUGCUUUUUUACUUCUCUAGCUUUUAAACUCAAGCUAAUUCCCAUCUAAGUCCUUCUUGGAAGCCUCCGUGUAACUCAGUUACAUUUUUCGUAAAUGCAAACUUAUUCCUGCUCUGCUUUACUGGAGUUAAGACUGUAUUGCUGGGUGUGAGGUUUAAACAUCGUCUAAUACGCUGCGCGGUGCCUAGGACUGUUUGUAUCCCGUAGAAUUGCUCUUCUGAAACUAGAUGGAGGGAAAUGUAGAGGGAAAUAUGUAUUGUGU
Messenger RNA from Pygoscelis adeliae (Adelie penguin), 1725 nucleotides. It is a transcript of the gene ZBTB25, whose product is annotated as zinc finger and BTB domain containing 25. Gene Ontology annotation, cellular component: nucleus. Lineage: Eukaryota; Metazoa; Chordata; Aves; Sphenisciformes; Spheniscidae. Bases 1 to 1311 code for a protein of 436 amino acids. The record is from RefSeq and is a predicted model, not a curated record. Gene Ontology annotation, biological process: regulation of transcription by RNA polymerase II. The transcript is spliced from 2 exons. Gene Ontology annotation, molecular function: protein binding; RNA polymerase II cis-regulatory region sequence-specific DNA binding; DNA-binding transcription factor activity, RNA polymerase II-specific.